CUUUUCCUAACAGCGUGACGUCAUCUGUAGAGCGACCGGAGGUUUCUAGGCUGUAGGAUGGCGGCGCCGCGUCAUAACGAGCGCGACGGCUUGUCUGAUCUCAGGAGGGAGAAGCAGAGAAAGUCCGGGAAAAUGGCUCCCUCUCCUAGCAAGCGUAAAGAGCGCUCUGAGGACCGGGCCAAGGAGCGAACCAAGGAGAAGGCCCCCAACAAAGAGGCAGGAGAGAAAGAUCGCGGGCGGGAUAAGACCAGGAAGAGGCGCAGCGCCUCUAGUGGCAGCAGUAGCAGCAGUCGCUCGCGGUCGAGCUCAUCAUCCAGUUCUUCCUCGGGCUCCAGCUCUGGAUCAAGCUCAGGAUCAAGUUCUUCAUCUGCUUCAAGCCGGUCAGGCAGCUCCAGCUCAUCCCGAAGCUCCAGCUCCAGCAGUUCCUCCGGGUCCCCAAGUCCUUCCCGCCGUCGCCAUGACAAUCGAAGGCGCUCCCGCUCAAAAUCAAAACAGCCAAAACGUGAUGAAAAAGAGAGGAAGAGGAGGAGUCCAAGUCCGAAGCCCACCAAAGUGCACAUUGGGCGGCUGACGAGGAACGUGACUAAGGACCACAUACUGGAGAUCUUUUCUACCUAUGGGAAGAUUAAGAUGAUUGACAUGCCCGUAGACCGCCUGCACCCACAUCUCAACAAGGGCUACGCCUACGUGGAGUUUGAGGCUUCCGAUGAAGCUGACAAAGCCCUGAAACACAUGGACGGAGGACAGAUUGAUGGCCAGGAGAUCACCGCUUCAGCAGUGCUUACUCCUCGACCCUUGAGGGUGGUGCCUCGAAGGUUCAGCCCUCCCCGUCGGAUGUUACCCCCUCCCCCUAUGUGGCGUCGUUCUCCCCCACGCAUGAGGAGGAGGUCCCGUUCUCCACGUCGACGCUCCCCUGUCCGCCGCCGCUCUCGGUCCCCUGCACGCCGUCGCCACCGCAGCCGUUCCAGCUCCAAUUCAUCACGGUGAAACUUCAUCUUCCCUCUGUCUCGACACCCUUAUCCAGCAGGCCACCCCCCCACACAAAGACCAUUUUUAUUGACAGUGCAGCCAUAACAAGGACUGUUAUACCGGACAACACGGCUGUAGCCUGACCCUCGAGGCAAUCCAGUAACACAUGGUGAUGGAGGACUUGACGUUGCCGAAGUGUCACCAUUUUGUAAAAAUAACCAGAAUCAAGUUUUUCAAUGUUUUAGCGAGUUCAAAUUUUUAUUUUUCCCCACAUUUGACCUCGCAAUAGUUACCAUACAUAAUUGCAUUUCCAAUAGUUGGAAAAAUGCUCUUUUACUUAUUAUUUAAACUGAGAUCUGCUCUCUAGACCGAGACCUGGGGUCGGCAUCCUCUGGCUGUUGGAAAACAACAAAUCCUAGCAUCCUCUAUAUGUUUCUAUAGGAAUUCAAAGUCCAGAUGAGCAAGUGUGCAUGCUGGGAGUUGUAGUUUCACCACAGCUGGAGUGCUGGAGGUUGCUGAUCCCUGCUCUAGACUGUCAGUAACUAACCCAAAUGGUGUAUCGCUCUGCACCCACAGUAACACUGCAUUUAUUAACGGGUGCUAUUCUGUACUGGAAAUGUGAGGGGUUACAACUCUAGCCAGGUAGUCUUCAUGCUCCACAGCUCUUCCCAUGGACAUGGCUAUUUGCAUCUUUCUUGCCCGUGGUGGGAGCAGGAGCUUGCAGUAAAGCUGUUGUGAAACUACAAUUCCCAGCAUGCUCCAUCCAUUUCUAUGGGAGUUCUGAAAAGAGCAGAGCAAGUAUGCAUGCUGGGAGUUUGUAGUUUCAUGGCAGCUGGUGUGCCAGAGGUUGCUGUAAGGCAUAAUGGAUCUAUAAAUGCAGCUGUAUGUCUUUUAAAGGGAUUUUCCCACAUAGAACACUUAUCCCGCUAGUCACACGAGAGAGGGUCUGAUUCGGCAGGGUCCCACUGGAAUGCAUCAUCAUUUGCACGUCUCCCACUGUCGAUCUGUUCAAACUCUGGGAGUGCUGUACUUGGCAAUCGGUCCCAUAGAGUUUGAAUGGAGUGGCUGUGGGCAUGCGUGACUGCUGCUCCAUUCAGACGUGGGACCCCUCUGUUGUGGUGGUGGGGGGGGGGGGGGACCCACAGCUAUCACUUUUUACCCUAUUGUGUGGAUGGAAGAUAAGUGUUCUUCACUGGAAGACCUCGUUAACGAAGCAGCAUUAUGUUAAUUGUGAUAAUUAUAUUUGCAAACUGCCUUUCAGUGUCCAGGGGUUAUAAUGGAACAGCUAAGGGUGAUGGACGCCCAACCUCACCCGGCCGCCAUGUUUCUUCUUUUCUUCGUCAUUUAUCACUUUAUCAAAAUGAUUUUUAGACAAAUGCAGAACUGCGAUUUGCAGGGAUCCCCUAAUGUUCCCAGAGCCUUUAGGGUGCAAUGUUCUGUUAAAUAUUCCCAGUUGCUUUGUGUGUCCCGACCUUCAUAUAGAAGAAUAUAUUUGAAGACAGAACCUGUACAGUUGACCUUCUUUACAUUUGAUGUUGCAUUCUUUAUUUUGUAGUGUUUCAAUUAUUUUUUUUUAAAUGUCUGUUCCAUAUCUGUAAACUGAAAACUGUGGAUUAAACGGACAAUUUAUGGUG
Messenger RNA from Bufo gargarizans (Asiatic toad), 2603 nucleotides. RefSeq names its product RNA binding protein with serine rich domain 1 (gene RNPS1). The transcript has 7 exons. Gene Ontology annotation, molecular function: RNA binding. NCBI's taxonomy places the organism in Eukaryota, Metazoa, Chordata, Amphibia, Anura, Bufonidae. Bases 58 to 987 code for a protein of 309 amino acids. Gene Ontology annotation, biological process: mRNA splicing, via spliceosome. Gene Ontology annotation, cellular component: ASAP complex; cytoplasm; nucleoplasm. The record is from RefSeq and is a predicted model, not a curated record.